AUGGACGACCAAAUCAUCCUAGCUGCUUGCAGUGAGUUGGAGAAGCUAUUCGAAGAGAAUGUGACGCUGAGACGAGAUUUGAUGUCACAGCCCAGCGUUGUGCCGAACAUCAUGGAAGCUCUGGAAAUGAAGAAGAUAGACGUAUUGCACGCGGUGCUCAGGGUCAUCAAUAUUAUUGUCGAGGGUAACAAAAGGUUUCAGGAGAAUUUAGCUCUGGUUGGGCUGAUGCCAGUGAUUAUCAAGCUCACGAAGCACCGCGAUCCAUACUGUUUACCCGGUGAAAGCGGUAAAGACUUUUGCACUGAAAGACUCGAGGAGAACGGGUUUGUCAAAGCAGUCCGACUGGAAGCAGCUAAACUCGUCCAACAAUGUUGCAAAACAAGUUCGUUGACGUUGCAGAUGUUUAUCGCAUGUGGCGGGUUGCCGGUGUUAGUAGACUUCUUAACGCUAGAAGAGAAAUCAUUCAAUCUCGACCAUGACGUGUCUCUCCUCCGAAUCGCUCUGGAUGGGAUAUCCAGUAUUUUCUGUAUCCAGACUAUACCAAAAAACGACAUUUGUCGGCUUUUUGUAAAGGCUGGGCUACUAAAGAAGUUUGUGGUGGUCUUUUCCGAUAUUGCCAUGAUGGUGUCAGCAAAAGACACGCGAAGACCAGAAUGUGAUGGCGGCAAGAUGGAAACGAUCCGAACCGCAAUAGCGCACGAUGGUGGAUCAAUAGCAGAGUGGACCAUGAUGGAUUUCCAUAAGAUGUGUGAUAUUUUCGUGCUAUUCUCUCAGGGUGACGCCGUGGUGAAAGAACACAUGUGUGAUGGUACUGUCUUAAAAGGACUACUGGAAGUGAUCCGCCCAGGGGCGCAGCGUUUUGGUCUAGACAAGCAAGUGAAGGACGACAGACAAGUACUGCCUCUGAUAAAUCACUCGGACGAAUUCGUUUCGGCUAUUAUGACACUGCUGAAGUGCAUACGAAAUCUAAGCAUGGAGCCCACAACACUGGCAAAACUGGAUCGCGCCGGUGCGAUCUCGACACUUGUCCGUCUACUGAACGAACAAGAGGCAGAAGGUCCGUCAGUCUCAGAAGCCAAGAAAAAAGAGGUCGAAAACGUUGUUCUCCAGUCUAUGUUUUAUCUCUGUCGGAUCAAUCGCAAUCGUCAAACUCGGGCAGCACAAGCUGGUGUGAUUCCGUCGCUCAUCAAGGUAGUUCGGAAUGCCAGUCCGCUCAAGCAAUUUGCACUCCCAAUCCUGUGCGAUCUGGCCCAUUCGUCGCCAGCUGCACGAGCACAUCUGUGGAAGUAUGACAGUGUGGCACUUUUCUUGACGUUGCUGGAGGAUAAGUACUGGCAGGUUGAUGCCAUCAAGGCCAUUAGUGUUUGGCUCGUGCAUGAUACUAUGAAAAUGGAAAAAGCGCUCUUAGUCUCCGAAAACUUGCUGAAAAUUAUGAUGUGUUUUCACAACGCUGCGAACACGGAAUUUGAGAAUUUGCUGGAGCCGUUACUGGAAAUAAUAAGUCGCUCGGUAAAGCUUAACACGGCACUUGGAUGUAAUGGCGUGUUCGUCAAAGAGAUUUUAAAACGCCUUCAACUCAUUCCAAAGGCACUUGUGCGCAAGAACUUGCUUAAAAUGCUGAAACUACUCUUCGAGUCACACACAUCCCCGACUCAAUUUCUUGUCGAGUACCGACUUCGUCCGAUCGUGCGUGCGCUGGCUCAAGACGAGAACAGUAUGAUUCUUGUGAAGGAAAUUGCAUCACAACUUCUUCAGUCCAUUCGCGUGGCUGCGGACAUGUUGUAA
Messenger RNA from Peronospora matthiolae, 1785 nucleotides. The record is from the annotation of a GenBank genome assembly. Lineage: Eukaryota; Oomycota; Peronosporomycetes; Peronosporales; Peronosporaceae.